GCCACCGCCGCCGUUGCCGCCACGACCGCUGGCGGUCAACCAACGGCGGGGGUGGUGGUAAUACGGCGGUGGCCCUGAAUAAUCCGACCGCCGUCAAGCUGGGCGUUAUGGACGUCCCGAAGGCCCUGCAGGACGGCGAGAAGUUCAUCAAGUGGGACGAGGACUCGUGCAACGGUACGCCGGUGACGCUGCGGGUCGAUGUCAAGGGCUUCUUUCUGUACUGGGUGGAUCAGAACCACGAGAUGGACAUGCUGGACAUUGCCACCAUUCGCGACGUUCGCACCGGACAGUACGCCAAGAAGCCGAGGGACAUGAAGCUGCGCCAGAUCGUGACGAUGGGCUCGCAGGACACGCUCGAGGAGAAAACCGUCACCGUGUGCUACGGGGCCGACUUUGUCAACGUCAACUUUAUCAACUUUUGCUGUACGCGCAAGGAAAUUGCUCGGCUGUGGUGCGACGAGCUGAUCCGGAUGGCGUACAACUUGACCCAGCUGAACGGUCCGGCGAUCAUGUUUCUCCAGAAGGCGUACACCAAACUUUGCCUGCAGGUCGACAAGAGUGGCAAGAUUCCGGUAAAGAACAUCAUCAAAACGUUCGCCACGAACAAGGACGACCGGCGGCGGGUGGAGAAAGCGCUGGACGUGUCGGGGCUGCCGUCCGGGAAAGGCGAUACCCUCGCGCUGACCAAGUUCCAGUUUGAGGACUUUUUUAAUCUGUACAAAAACCUUUCCCAGCGCACCGAGGUGGAGAAGGUGUACGAUGAGCUUGUCGGUACUUCUAAGCGACGGCUGAUGUCAACGUCGCAGCUAGUCGAUUUUCUCAACAAAACCCAGCGGGAUCCGAGGCUGAACGAGAUCCUGCACCCGUACGCCAACACGGCCCGGGCCCGCGAUCUCAUCCAGGAGUACGAGCCGAACAAGUUUAACGCCCAGAAGGGACAGCUCAGCUUCGACGGUUUCCUGAGGUAUCUGAUGUCCGAGGAUAAUCCCAUCAUGGCGGCGAGUAAGCUGGACCUGUCGGACGAUAUGGAUCAACCAAUGGCGCACUACUUCAUCAACUCGUCCCACAACACCUACCUGACCGGGCAUCAGCUGACGGGCAAAAGUUCGGUCGAAAUCUAUCGUCAAAGUUUGUUGGCCGGUUGCCGCUGUGUGGAGCUCGAUUUCUGGAACGGACGCACUGAGGAGCCGGUGAUCGUGCACGGCUACACCUUCGUGCCGGAGAUCUGCGCCAAGGACGUGCUGGAAGCGAUUGCCGAGACCGCCUUCAAGACGUCCGAAUUUCCUGUGAUACUAAGCUUCGAGAAUCACUGCAACCCGAGGCAACAGGCGAAGAUAGCAAACUACUGUCGGGAAAUAUUCGGCGACAUGCUGCUGGACCGGCCGCUCGACUCCCACCCGCUCGAAUCGAACGUCGAGCUGCCGCCGCCCGCCCUGCUGAAGCGCAAGAUUAUAAUUAAAAACAAGAAAAAACAUCACCACCAUCACCAUCAUCACCAUAAAAAGGCGGCCACCGUUGUAUCGAGCCCGCAGCAGCCGCCGCCACCCGCCGGCACCACGGUUGUUGCGAACAAUGUGAGCAAUAGUAACAGUACCGCAGCUAAUGCACAUGCCACAACAGUUAACAACAGCAGUGCCAACAGUACCAACGCUGCCAGCAACACGCCCGGGGUCACACCGGCCGUUAACAGCAACAGUACAAAUGCAGCAAAUCCAAGCUUACCGCCGUCGCAGCAAGACGAACCGAAUGGCACGGUCGUCGUCAGCAACAACAAUGGCACGGCAGCACCACUGCAAGCAACCGGAAACGGAGAAAUACCGCACCAUGCACCACCACUGCAGCAAAUUCGCCAAAGCUCCAAGGAAAGCACGGGAUCGUCGGAUACGGAUAGCUCGAGCGAUGACGAGUCCAUGCCCGGCACCGUGGUCGGCCCGAUCGGUGCGAGCGAGGCGGACAAGGUGCCCCAAACCAAAGAGACUGAAGCGGGCGCGGAAAUAUCCGCCCUCGUCAACUACGUGCAGCCGGUGCACUUCAGUAGCUUCGAAAAUUCGGAAAAAAAGGCACGCUUCUACGAGAUGUCGUCGUUUGAUGAGAAGCAGGCAACCACGCUGCUGAAGGAGCGUCCCAUCGAGUUUGUCAACUACAACAAGCAUCAGCUUUCGCGCGUCUACCCAGCCGGUACACGCUUCGACAGUUCCAAUUUUAUGCCCCAGCUUUUCUGGAACGCUGGAUGUCAGCUGGUGGCUUUAAACUACCAAACGCUUGACCUGGCGAUGCAGCUCAAUCUUGGCAUCUUCGAGUACAACCACCGGUGCGGGUACAUACUGAAGCCGGAGUUUAUGCGCCGCAAGGACCGACGGUUGGACCCGUUCGCCGAGAGUACGGUCGACGGUAUUAUUGCGGGCACGGUCAUGGUGACGGUGAUAUCGGGCCAGUUCCUCACCGACAAGAAGGUGGGCACGUACGUGGAGGUGGACAUGUUUGGGUUGCCGGCCGAUACGGUGCGCAAAAAAUUUCGCACCAAAAUCGUGCGCGACAAUGGCAUCAAUCCGGUGUACGACGAGGAACCGUUCGUGUUUAAGAAGGUCGUCCUGCCGGAGCUGGCCAGCAUACGGAUAGCGGCGUACGAGGAGGGUGGCAAGCUGAUCGGCCAUCGGGUGCUGCCGGUGAUAGGGCUGUGCCCGGGCUACCGCCAUCUGACGCUGCGUACCGAGGUGGGGCAACCGAUACCGCUGGCCACGCUCUUCCUGUGCAUCGUGGUGAAAGAUUACGUGCCGGACGGGCUGUCCGACUUUGCCGAAGCGCUUGCCAAUCCGAUCAAGUAUCAGAGCGAGCAGGAGAAGCGCUCCAAGCAGCUGGCCGUGCUGCAGGAGGACAUGGAACCGUCGGAUGAGGACUCGUUUGUCGUUGUGUCCUUAGGUACGAACAAAAAGGGUGACACGCUCCGGUCGAGCGAAACCAACAACACGACCAGCAGCCCGGCGAGGCAACGGUCCGUCGCUGGCACGCAAUCGUCGCAGGGCGGUGCCGGUGGUACGGCGGACAGCGAUGCGGAAGCACCGCUGGAAGCGAUCACCAAGAUGGUUGCCCUGCCCGUUGCACAAUCAUCAUCGCUUGACCAUUCGAACGUUCCCGCAGCCAAACUCUCCACCACCUCGCGAGAACCGACUACUACUGGUGGUGGUGGUGGUGGCUCUGGUGCACCAAUCAUUACCACUACCACCAACACGCCGAACGUGGCCACCGGUGAGGGGCUGAAUGCCGCGAACGGGGGCAAGAUAGUGGCCGAUCCGUUGGAGAAAAUUUUCGAAGACAAGCAGAUCCGCAAGAAGCGGGAAGCGCUGGAGAAGGAGCUGAAGGCGCUGAAGAAGAGCCACGACAAGGAGAAGCUGAAGAUACAUGCGGCUCAGAAGAGUACGGAUCUCGGCGGUGGUGAUGCACCGGUCAAGAAGUCCAAGUUCGGCAUGGGCAACAAGCUGGUGAAGCGCUUCAGCAGCAAAAACAUGGCGGACAUGAACGUGAAGGUACCGCCGUGUGCGUCCGUGUCGGACGCGGAGGGUACGGGCGAUGCGCAGGCGGAACGGUUGCGGCAGAUUUGUCGCGACCAUGCUGGUAGCUAUCGGGAGGUGCUGGAGAAGUAUCACGACAUCAUCUACACGCUGGCGGAGGAUCUGCUGCGCCAGUCGCAGGAUGCGCAGAUGAAGCAGCUGAAGACACAACUGGAGCGAGAAACGAGUGAGGUGAUGCGGCAGCUGCAACUAUCGCGCAAAAGCGAGGUGAAACAACUGGCAAUGGUGCACAAAGAUAAAGAUGAGCUGGAGAGAAUGAAACGAGAGGUUGACUCAACGCUCGUAGAAAAGGGCGUCACAGAGCGGGUCAGACUAACGGCCACCUACGAACGGAAGCGCGACGAGCUGCAGCGACAACACGAUUCCGUGAAGCAAGGACUGGAAGACCACAAGCUGAAGGCCCGCUCGAUGCUGGAAAAGGAAGCGGAAUCGCAUGCCUUCAUUUCGGACACAUUCCUAGCGCACCUGAACACCAGCAACAGCACCACGAGCUGUUCGUCGGUCGGUGCCACCACUAACCAUCCGCCGGCGACGUCCGUCUCGAGCGGAAACAUUUGCGGUGCCGGUGGAACGGCCGGCAGCACCCACGAGAACAACGUUAACAAUGCUCACGCAUAACCGCCCGUCGGCAAGGGCGAUGGCGCAGGAGCGAAACCGAACUGAGCUUAUCGCAUCGGGGUAUGAGGGUCUGCGGACCAUGCCGGCCCUCCCGACAGCCACGAAGAGCUGGCAUAUUUGUGAACUGCAAAAAGGUUUGCUAGUGGUACAUUUCGUCGAGUCACAGACAGCGGCAGCACAACAACUUACUUUUAUAGCAAGCAACUUAUUGGCCUAAUUACUGUUAUCGUAUUUGCUGGCGUAUCGACGGUCGGCGAUAUCUUAUCGGCCGAAUCGUUGGGCGCCCAAUCGUUUGUGCCACACACUCCCCUUUUCCUCCCGCGACUCUAGACUCCUCUAGUAGCCGUGUUAGUAGCUUAGGUAUAGGUUAGCUUCUUUUAGAUCCCUAGACGCGCACGGGGAAAUGGUACUCGUACUCGUUUACUCAAUGUCGAAUCUCACAGGUGGGGGAAAACCCCGCGAGCAAAGGCAUUUUUCCAGGAGCACAUAAUACUUUUUAAUGGACGGCAAGCCGAGCAAGCGUUGAACGUUAGCUCAGCAGCCUUUCAAUGUUGUGUGUUUGUGUUGUUUCAAUUCAAACCUCGAAUUAUUAGGUUAGAUUAUUAGAUCAGCAGGUGUAGCAAUUGGUGGAGCGGGAAUGGGGUAGAGUAGCAAACAGAAAACUAGAAAUCGGUACAAAACAAGCAAUCGAACGGGCGCGCCAGGUUCGGGGUAAAUGGGAGAAUUUUGGAAUUGGAGUUAACAGAUCGGUGCGAAUGGUGGCAAAAGUGAAAGCAAGCUCUCAUUCAUCCAUUUACUCACCACUCACCGGAACUUGACGGGUCAUCUGAAAGGGUAUUAUUAGAAAACGACGCUGUGCGGUAGUAAAUUCUCGAAACUAGUAGCAUGUGUUACCAACACGGUUGUUUAGUGGUGGUUUUUGGCAAAUUGUCGAUAGGGGCAUAAGGCGCACUUCAAAAGUGCACUCAGCGACCGCUGAUUGAAGCGGCGCUUAUGCAGUAGAUUGUGCAAUCUUAUCGUUUAAGGACGCAAUCAAAGAUUUCGUAAAAAGGAGAUAAAUCUCUAAGGGGUAAAGGUGGUAAACAGAUAAGGAAAGAUUCUCGAUUUAAAAUCAAAGCUUUGAGGAGGAGGAUCGAACAGAACUGUUCAAUGCUGUGCAGCACACGUUUUACUUAACUGUCAACAUGAAUUUUCACUCUAAGUGCAAGAACUCACCAACGGUGAGAAACUUAAACAAAACAAAGCGUGCCAGAGAACAUGCUUGUAUGUAGCCAUAGUUUGUACUACUUCGUUACACUCAAGGGCAUGUGUUGCUUGUGCGCGCUCUGCUUCGUACAAAACUGUUCGUUAUCUUGCUGGUUUCACUACCUUUGCACUACUCUCACGUCACACUCACCCGUGCUCGAAUAAGUUAACAGCGGACAACCUGCAACGAUGAGCGGUGUACUAAGAGAAAAACAAAUGGUACAGCUUUAAAGCGCAUACAUACACCGAUAGAGGAACGUCAAGAUUUGGAAAGCAUUCCGUUACGCAAACUCACGUAAGCGUGCAAAGCGUCAGUAACUGUAAGCUGUAAAUGCACACGUACUACUAAUACUACUACUAUUACUACUACUCACUACUAUCAUACGCAGUGGAAUUUCGCGCAGCCAUAAUGCACUUACAUACCGUACAUAUAUGCAUUAAACAGAUACAUGUUAACAGUAACUGAACACCCAGACCCAGUAUAGUAGUAUCACAGUAUCAUCACACACCCUGC
This is a messenger RNA of Anopheles arabiensis, 5946 nucleotides long. RefSeq names its product 1-phosphatidylinositol 4,5-bisphosphate phosphodiesterase classes I and II (gene Plc21C). The transcript is spliced from 18 exons. Gene Ontology annotation, biological process: lipid metabolic process; phosphatidylinositol-mediated signaling. The record is from RefSeq and is a predicted model, not a curated record. The coding region runs from base 108 to 4187 and encodes 1359 amino acids. Gene Ontology annotation, molecular function: calcium ion binding; phosphatidylinositol-4,5-bisphosphate phospholipase C activity. Lineage: Eukaryota; Metazoa; Arthropoda; Insecta; Diptera; Culicidae.